AUGACCGUAAGAUCGGCCUUGUAUGAUUACGAUGAUUUCGAGGAAUGUCGGAGAACUUAUCGUGAUAAGUACCUAUACUGCAUCGUUCGAGCUCACUUUAGUCCGGAUGAUGAAUCACUUUUGUGGAAAAAUUUGAGUAGUUAUUCUGAACAUCCAUUCCGCUAUGAUCGUCGGAUUCAAGAACGAGGAAUAUGUGUUCCGGACUGUGAACGCUUCUCGCAAGGUGUUCAGCUUUCCGAUGCCAGUGGUUACGACGAAGACGACACCUACGUCGACCUGUUCAGGUCCUGCAUCAAUUUGAAAUUGGAAAAGCAUUAUAAUAUUCGAGCCGGCACGAAUAUUGAAAUCGUUCAUUGCUACAGCGAGGCUACAGCACACCCUUCCUAUGACUACAUGGAGAUUCUAUUCUGCAUCAUUUUCGGCCAACUCCUGGUGUUCGUGUGUUUCUCAACCUGGGCAGAUCUUCGGAUACAGAAGGACCAACGUUUUCCGAAGAGUUACUUUUCCAGAAGUCAUACAACCAGACGCGAACGUCUGCUAACUUCAUUUUCAGUGCCGCGCAAUAUUCGUCACCUCAAAAGUCCUGUGAAUAGCGCGAUCCGCAAGGAGCUACAGUUUCUCGAAUCAUUUCGGUUCGUUCAAAUAUACCGCGUCAUCCUGUUGCAUGUGAUUGUUGGUGUGAUAAAAGCUCCGACGGUCAACCCAGAAUCAAUAGAACAGAUGCUGAGUAAUCCGGCGGCGAUUACCUAUGUGGCUGAUUUCCAGAACUACGUUCAAACUUUCCUGUCUAUAUCCGGAAUGUUGCUGGCUGUGAACUUCCUUGAACACACCCGAAAAAAUCCCAACUUUAGCAUAAACUAUUUCUGGGAUCGUCUCGUAGCGAGAAUAAUUCGCUUGGUUCCGGCCUAUCUGUUUAUUAUGCUUUUGGAAGUAUCGAUUAAUCGUCGUUUCCAGGGCGGUCCUGUCGGACAGCAUUUCAUUGGGGCCACACGAGACAAGUGUCGACAGAUAUGGUGGAUCAACCUUCUCUUCAUCAACAACUUCCUGCACACUGAUCAACCGUGUCUUAUCCAAAUGUGGUACCUUGCCACCGAUCUGCAGCUGUACGCAUUUUCCAUCGGUGCACUUAUGCUGAUCUGGCGGUGGCCAGUCCUUAAGAAGUAUGUGUUUGCUGCCAUCUCUAUAUGGGGACUAGGAUUCGUAACCUUAAUCGUGUAUGUUCGUUCCAUACCACCGGUAAUGACCGAAGAUCUGAAGUUGAGUCCUUGGUACAACUUUGGACAUCGCUACUUCCUGCUGUACCAACCUUUCUACACGAACAUCACCGUGUACUUCGCUGGAAUUCUCGCCGGAUUUCUCUAUCAUCGAUAUCGAGAAUCUCGUCAGGAAGUGCUGAACUCUCGGUUCUUCAAACUCGUGUUUUACACUUUGCUGAUGAUGCAGUUCUUCGCCAUAUUCAGUGUCAGCUGGGUUGUUCGGAACCAGGACACACUGCAUCCCAUUUUGUCUGCGAUCUAUGCCACUGGCUUCAAGUAUAACUGGGGAGUGUUGUCUACGGUGAUACAACUUCAAACAGCACUGCUACCGCAACAAUCGCGCUUUCGGAGCUUCUUCAGUCAUCCGAUUUUCGUGGUGUUGGGAAAACUGUGCUACAGUUUCUAUCUGAUCCACUUUUCCAUAAUACUGCAGGUCGUCGGUUCGGUCAAACAGCCGAUCUACUACAGUGUUCGAGGUGUGGUAAGUAUCCAGUUGACAUGAGCUGAGCUGAGUAAGGAUUGCGACAUUGUUUUAAUCUUCGUUGUUUUGUUCUAGUUCGAUUACAUGAUGCAGGUUCAGAUGUUGACGAUUGUAUUUGGUACUUUGCUAUGCAUUUUCGUUGAAAUACCAACACGCGUAGCUUUAACGGAAUUGAUUCAAGGAGAGAAGAGUGGCGACUCGA
Messenger RNA from Malaya genurostris, 1939 nucleotides. Its product is annotated as nose resistant to fluoxetine protein 6-like. Gene Ontology annotation, molecular function: acyltransferase activity, transferring groups other than amino-acyl groups. Bases 1 to 1758 code for a protein of 585 amino acids. Lineage: Eukaryota; Metazoa; Arthropoda; Insecta; Diptera; Culicidae. The transcript is spliced from 5 exons. The record is from RefSeq and is a predicted model, not a curated record.